AUGGAUCAUGAUGGGAUGGGGGGCAGGGGAGUGGAGAAUGGGCGUCGGCGGUACGAGGAGGAAGAAGAGCACCACUCUGUCUACAUUGGCGUUCCCGUGCCGCGCAGUUACCGGCGCAAGCGGCGUCGCCGUCGGUCAGACUCCAGCCGUGAGACGGGAGACGGCGACCGGGAGAGACGCCAUGAGUCCCACAGACACCAGCACCAGGACAGAGACGACAGGAGGCGCUUCGACAUGGACGAUGGGGUCCUGGACCCACAAGAUCAGAGCCCUUCUCCGGACCCCAACUCCACCAUGUCUCCAGCGGCAGAGAGACUGCGCUACAUCUUGAACGAUGAAGACGAUGUGCCCACCCCCACCAUCUUCACCGAGAUGGACACACUUCAGCACGAGGGUGACGAGCUGGAGUGGAAGGAGUCAGCCAGGUGGGUGAAAUUUGAGGAGAAGGUGGAGGAGGGUGGGGAGAGGUGGAGUAAGCCGCACGUCUCCACCCUGUCCCUGCACAGCCUGUUUGAGCUGCGCACUUGUCUGCAGACUGGCACCAUCAUGCUGGACCUGGAGGGGUACUCCCUGCCCCAGAUAGUGGAGGAGAUUGUGGAGAAGCAGGUGGAGGAGGGGCUCAUUGGACCUGAGCUGAGGGACAAGAUUGUCUAUGUCCUUCUGAGGAAACACCGACACCAGACCAAGAAACCUAUUCACCGCUCUCUGGCUGACAUUGGGAAGGCCUCCUCCUCCAGCCGAAGCCCCGCCCGCAGCCCCACCGCAGGGGCAGGGUUCCAUCGCUCCACAGAAGAUCUGCGCAUGAAGCAGGCGGGCAGCUAUGGCCGUCUGCAUCAUGCCCAGAGUCGGAGCAUGAAUGAUAUUUCAGAUACACCCAGCACAGACCAGCUGAAGAAUAAAUUCAUGAAGAAGAUUCCUCGCGACGCUGAAGCCUCCAAUGUGCUGGUGGGGGAGGUGGACUUCCUGGAAAAGCCCUUUGUGGCAUUUGUCCGUUUAUCCCAGGCCACCACCCUGGGGGGGCUGACCGAGGUCCCCGUGCCAACCAGGUUCCUCUUUGUGUUACUGGGGCCACAGGGCAAAGGGAAGUCGUACAAUGAGAUUGGCCGUGCCAUUGCCACUCUGAUGGUGGAUGACCUCUUCAGUGAUGUGGCUUAUAAGGCUCGGGACCGAGAGGACCUCAUUGCCGGUAUUGAUGAGUUCCUAGAUGAGGUGAUUGUGCUGCCACCAGGAGAGUGGGAUCCCAAAAUCCGCAUUGAGCCCCCCAAAAAAGUGCCCUCGGCAGACAUGAGGAAGUCAGUCUUCUCCCUAAACGAGUUGGGACAGAUGAACGGGACGGCAGGAGGGGGAGGAGGUGCUGCUGAGGAUGAGGAGAUGCCCGCACCCCACGAACUGGGAGAGGAGCUGGCGUUCACUGGGAGGUUCUGUGGCGGCCUGAUAUUGGACAUUAAGCGGAAGCUGCCCUGGUUCCCCAGGGACUUCUAUGAUGGCUUCCACAUCCAGUCCAUCUCCGCCGUGCUCUUCAUUUACCUGGGCUGCAUCACCAACGCCAUCACCUUCGGGGGGCUGCUGGGAGACGCCACUGACAACUACCAGGGUGUGAUGGAGAGUUUCCUGGGUACGGCUCUGGCUGGUACGAUCUUCUGUUUGUUUGGUGGCCAGCCCCUCAUCAUCCUCAGCUCCACCGGGCCCAUCCUGAUCUUCGAGAAGCUGCUCUUUGAGUUCAGCAAGUCUAACAACAUAGACUACAUGGAGCUGCGACUGUGGAUAGGGCUCCACUCCUGCCUCCAGUGCUUUAUUCUGGUCGCCACGGAUGCCAGCUACAUCAUCAAAUAUAUGACACGCUUCACAGAGGAAGGCUUCUCCAGCCUCAUCUCCUUCAUCUUCAUCUCUGACGCCAUCAAGAAGAUGGUGGGUUCCUUCAAGUACUACCCCAUCAACAGGGAAUUCAAGCCGGACUACAUCACUACAUACAAGUGCGAGUGCCUGGCCCCUGAUCCAGUGGUUUCAAUGACUUUCAAUGUAUCGGCUCCAGUGGCAGUGGACAACAGCACUAACCUGUCUGUGUAUAAUGUGACAGCCCUGGACUGGAGCCAGCUCAGCAAGAAGGAGUGCCUGAAGUACGGGGGCACCCUGGUGGGGAAGUCCUGCAAGUACGUGCCUGACCUGGCCCUCAUGUCCUUCAUCCUCUUCUUCGGCACCUACUCUAUGACCGUCUCACUCAAGAAGUUCAAGUUCAGCCGGUACUUCCCCACCAAGUGGCGUACCCUGAUCAGUGACUUUUCCAUCAUUAUUUCCAUCCUGGUCUUCUGUGUGCUGGACUUUCUUCUGUGCCUGGACACCCCCAAACUGCAUGUUCCCACGGAGAUAAAGCCGACACGCCCUGACCGUGGCUGGGUGGUGCAGCCUUUUGGGAAGAACCCCUGGUGGAUAUACGUGGCCAGCUUCGUCCCGGCCCUCCUCGUCACCAUCCUCAUUUUCAUGGACCAGCAGAUUAGCGCUGUCAUCGUCAACCGCAAGGAGAACAAGCUGAAGAAAGGGUGUGGCUACCACCUGGACCUGCUGUGGGUCGGGGUCCUGAUGGUGGCCUGCUCCUUCAUGGGGCUGCCGUGGUACGUGGCAGCGACUGUCAUCUCAAUCGCCCACAUCGACUCCCUCAAGAUGGAGAGUGAGUCCAGCGCCCCGGGGGAGCAGCCACAGUUCCUGGGAGUGAGGGAGCAGAGGCUGACAGGAACCCUGGUGUUUGUAUUGACCGGAGUUUCCAUCUUCCUUGCUCCCAUACUCCAGUACAUCCCCAUGCCAGUGCUCUACGGUGUCUUCCUUUACAUGGGGGUGGCGUCUCUCAGUGGCAUUCAGUUCUGGGACCGAAUAAAGCUGUACCUGAUGCCAGCGAAGCACCAGCCAGAUUUCACCUACUUGCGGCACGUGCCUCUGCGGCGGGUGCACCUCUUCACCCUGGUGCAGAUCACCUGCCUGGCGGUGCUCUGGAUCCUCAAGUCCACCGUGGCAGCCAUCAUCUUCCCAGUCAUGAUCCUGGGCCUGAUGGUGGUACGGAAGAUGCUAGACCUGGUGUUCUCCCAGCACGACUUGGCCUGGCUGGACGAUAUUCUGCCCGAGAAGGACAAGAAGAAGAAGGAGGAUGAAAAGAAAAAGAAAGACAAGAAGAAAUCCAGAGAAGAGGAUGACAUUGAACCAGAGUCUAAGAGCCCCUCCCCAACCUCAGUGAGGAUACCCAUGGAACCCAUGGGUCUGCUCGUGAGCCCCGCCCCUACCCCUGGUCCCCCUCCUGUUGAACCCCUAGUCUCUGACCGAGAAAUACCACCCUUACUCUAACUGCUCGGGAGAUGAGUCUGACCUGGACCGUAGCACUCUUUUCUGACCUCCUGGCGGUUCCCUUUGGCCUCCCCCUGUCCCUCUCCUCCUCUCUCGAUGGCUGCGCGUGUGUUGUAACCAGAGCUUGGUGUUCCCCAGCAUCACUCUGCACCUGAAGAUCUCCUGUCCUCCGUCCCCUGCUGGGCCACUGACCCACGGAGCCGGUUCCCUGCCUCAGGUCAAGAUUGAGCUGGAGACUGACAGCGAGGACAAUGACACUUACCCCCGUCUGCGGGACGUGAGCGGCGAGACCACACUAUAGGGGACUAGAGGGGACUGGUGGACUAUAGGCAACGCUAGCGCGUGGAUACACAUGGGGCCUACUAUAUACACUUAACAUACAGAGCGCUGACACACAUACACAUUUAUUUCCAUUUCCCCAUUUCUGGAGACACAGAACAGUAAACAGCAGGUUAAAGCAACACUCACAGACUGAGACACUGAAAAUAAGGUUUCACUUCCUUACUCCCAUGCAUCAUGCCCAGCACUGUCUCAACUUCCAGUCUUAAAGACAGUGGUAUUCUUAUUUUCUAUUUUAGCAGAAUAUAUCCUUUCUACAUUUCUUCUCAAUGCUCAAUGUAUAAAAUCACCUGUUACAGAGUUUAUCUAUCUACCUAAAUAUAGGCUAUAUCUAUACACACACAGUUUUGCACUUGAGAAUUUGUGAGUGAAACAAAUGCAUUUUCAUGUGGUUGGUGGAAACGCUCAAAAAUUCAGUGAUGGAUUUAUGGUUUUCAAUUACUUUUCCCCAUGUAAAGUGCCUCCUCACUGCCCUAUGAAGAGGUUUCUUGUGCAUGUUUUCUCCCAUCCAUGUCAAUGCUCUUUCCUGUUUGCCAGUUUCCACUUUUCCCAAGCUGUCUCCAUAGCAAUCUACAGUACUGAACUUUGUGUAAUCACAUUUUCCCAAAAGAAAAAAGAAACAACCAAAAAAAAAAAAAAAAAAACAGUAGGCACUAAUUGCAAACCAAUCCCUGUAAUCCUAUUGUUUUUAACUAUUGUAAACGGAAAUUUUAAAAAA
Anguilla anguilla (European eel) is the source of this 4387-nucleotide messenger RNA. RefSeq names its product solute carrier family 4 member 5b (gene slc4a5b). The transcript has 26 exons. Gene Ontology annotation, molecular function: solute:inorganic anion antiporter activity; monoatomic anion transmembrane transporter activity; sodium:bicarbonate symporter activity. The record is from RefSeq and is a predicted model, not a curated record. NCBI's taxonomy places the organism in Eukaryota, Metazoa, Chordata, Actinopteri, Anguilliformes, Anguillidae. Gene Ontology annotation, cellular component: plasma membrane. The coding region runs from base 1 to 3330 and encodes 1109 amino acids. Gene Ontology annotation, biological process: regulation of intracellular pH; transmembrane transport; monoatomic anion transport.